UAUGAGGCAAUGGUAAAUAGCAACAAGAGUCGAUGCUGCUGGUAAACAUCACAGAUUCUCAGAACUACACUUUCCCUUCUUUUUCAGAUUACACAAGUUCAGCGCCAUCAAAUUUUUUCUGUGUAUGCAAUAAAGUAUUGAGCUUUCAAUUGUUUUGAUCCAAGUCUACUGCUUCUAUACUGAUUCCUUAUUGCAUUACAAUUUCCCAAUAACCUUACUGAUACUCAUUACCCACUUCCAUUUUGGACAUUUGAGCCCCAAGUUCAUAGUUUUAGCAAAAGUCAUUAAUUUGCAGCAUCAGUGGAUUCCAUGGUUGUAGUGGUUUUGAUAUGAAAGCUAGACUUGUUUCUGUAUUCAAGCGCUGCACAGUGUUGCCUGCGUCGCGAAAUUGCUCUCCUUUGCCCAGUAUUGUUCUCCCAUUUGGUUUAAGUUUAGUGCACACCACCUGUUCGACAGCUUGCCUCACUCAGGAAGAAACUGUAGGGGAGGACAUUUUUGACCAAGCAAAGACAUCUGCAGAGGUUCUGGAGAAAUGGGGUUGUUGUGAUACUGACAUAUCGAAGCUGUUUGAGCGCCGGCCUGCUUUGAGGAACGCUGACAUUAACCAGCUUCAGUUCAAGUUAAAUCUUCUUGGUGAAUUGGGUGUUACUGCACCUGAUCUUGUGAAGAUCAUCAACUGUCGCCCCCGGUUAUUCAGUCUUCGUAUUGAUCGUUGCUUUGAUGAGCGGCAUGAGUUCUUUAUGAAAUUGUUUGGGUCUAGGGAACUGCUUGUCAAAGCCAUUGUAAGGAACCCAUCACUCUUGCUGUAUGACUUGCAUAAUAAGAUCAAGCCGACUGUUGCUCUAUAUGAGGGAAUGGGGCUAAGCCGAGAGGAGUUGGUCCCAAUGCUUCUGUCGCGGCCGACUUUGAUCCCAAGAAGUACAUUUAAUGAUGAGAAGAUGGAGUAUAUACGGAAAACUGGACUUUCAAAUAAGUCCAGGAUGUACAAGUAUGUUGUAACACUUGUUGGCGUUUCACGCCUUGAAAGUAUCAGUGAGAGGGUGGCAAAUUUUGAAAAGUUUGGUUUCUCAGAAGAUGAGAUUUUCAGCCUUAUGGGAAGGUCUCCCUUACUGUUUUUUCUUUCAGUUGAUAAGGUCCAGAGAAACAUGACUUUUGUGUUAGGACAUAUGAAACUACCUGCUACUGUGAUUCUUGCGCACCCGUUUUUGCUGUACAUGAAUCUGGAGGCUGUUUUGAAGCCACGAGUAUAUCUUGCAGGAAAGAUUGAGGAUAUGGGGCUUGCUGAGCAAAUUAAAGGACCUAGGUUGCUGACAGCAUUGAGAAUGACAGAGAAGAGAUUUGUGAAGGCAUUCAUUAAUUUUCAUCCGAAGGAUGUUGCAGAUGAAUUGAUGGAGUUCUAUACAAAAGCAAAGGGUGUGAAGCGAUUGGCAGAAGCCUCAAAGAAGAAAUCGUUUGAAGGAUUUCCAUACUAAAAUUUUGUCCAUCAGGUUUUCUUCUUUUUUACCUCGAUCAAAGUGUGUUAUUUUGUUAUUCUACUUGUCUAUAUCAUUGUUAUACAUUUCCCCAGCAUUGUGCUCAAGCGGAUACCUUAGUUUUAUUUUGGA
Molecule: messenger RNA, 1604 nt
Organism: Argentina anserina (silverweed cinquefoil)
Lineage: Eukaryota; Viridiplantae; Streptophyta; Magnoliopsida; Rosales; Rosaceae
Exons: 1
Coding region: 330-1472 (380 amino acids)
Biological process (GO): regulation of DNA-templated transcription
Molecular function (GO): double-stranded DNA binding
Source: RefSeq, a predicted model, not a curated record